Truncatella angustata is the source of this 1547-nucleotide messenger RNA. Its product is annotated as cytochrome P450. The transcript is spliced from 3 exons. The record is from RefSeq and is a predicted model, not a curated record. The coding region runs from base 93 to 1547 and encodes 484 amino acids. Gene Ontology annotation, molecular function: iron ion binding; heme binding; oxidoreductase activity, acting on paired donors, with incorporation or reduction of molecular oxygen. Lineage: Eukaryota; Fungi; Ascomycota; Sordariomycetes; Amphisphaeriales; Sporocadaceae.
CUGGAGAACGAAGAGGUAAAUUUGACUAUAACCGGGCGAUCAAAUUUUACUGCACCUCAAUUCAACCCCGUCACUAGCAGAGGUCUGUCAAAAUGCUGUAUGAAGCUUCAAUCGUCCUCCUCGCUGGAGUUGUCAUCCUUGCCUAUGGUGUUGAAUUCAUUUUCAAUCAAUUUGAUGACCCGCGGGAGCCCCGCCGAAUAACGCCAAAAGUGCCGGUGCCCGUCAUUGGCCAUAUCCUAGGGGUUUUUCGUUAUGGCUUUAACUACUAUAGUCUUCUGAGUAAGAACACGGACGCAGAGAUUUACGCCCUUGGGAUUUUAAACUUUAAAGUGUAUAUUACUCAAACCACCCGGCUCACUCACCUGGUUCAAAAGUCAAAGGCAUUAUCUUUCACGCCGUUUCUUAAAGUUCCUAGUACGGUUGUGAGCAAAGAUGCACAUGCCUUAUUUGAUGGAAGUCUUCUGGAGAGCUUCAGCCUCCGCACGAAAGAGGCGCUGACACCAGGUCCUCAUUUGGAUAUGCAAAACCUUAGAAUGGCCCAUCAACUGCUCAUACAUGUGACGGAAAUGGUACAACAGAGUGAAGUGGAUUUAUUCCACUGGGCAAAGCACGCCAUUGUACAGGCAACGGCCGCGGGUUUGAUUUGGGAGGAGCGUAGACCUGGUCAAAUGCUAGGGCUAGAUCUCUUCUACAAAGGCUACAGAGCUCGGGCCAAAGUUUUUGAUGCUUUCCGCAAAUAUUUCAAGCAUAUACCUGACGACGUCUCCUAUUUGAUACUACAGCGCCAAAAGCUUCUCCGCGAGGGUGGUAUCCCUGAAGAGGACACCUACAAGAUGCAAGCUACCCUUAGCAAUGCAGCAUAUCCCAAUACAGUCCCCACACUCUUCUGGACUGUUCAUGAGAUCUACUCUCGCCCUGAGCUCUUGGAAGUUAUCCGUCAGGAGUUGUUAGAUAAAGCAGUGGGGAAGUCCGAUGAUGGCACUGGAUUUGUUCUCGAUAUUGCUGCUCUCCAGACGGAAUGCCAUAUCUUGUUAUCAGCUUAUCAGGAAACGCAACGUACAAGACACUCACAGGUAGCUUGGCGCAUGGUCACAGAAGAUACUCUUUUGGACCAAUAUUUACUCAAGAAAGGAAACUAUCUCCAGAUGCCCGUGCGACCUGUUCACGAGAGUCAAUCAAUCUGGGGUUCCCAAGCCAACGUGUUUGAUCCCUAUCGGUUUGUGCCAGCAAAGAAUGGCGAAACGAAACCAAAAGUCAUGCCGAGCACCUUCUUACCUUGGGGGUCACCACCUCAUUUGUGUCCUGCUCGUCAGUUUGCCUCCACAGAAAUCCUAAUCGCGGCGGCCUUAUUGAUUUUGCGGGUGCAGUUGACACCGGUGAGUGGAAGGGGUUGGGAGCGGGCGCCGCCGGUGAAGUCGGGGACACCAACCCUGCCACGACCUAAGCAGGAUAUACGUCUCAAAAUCACGACUCGAGAUGAAGGCAAGCAGAGCUGGACUGUCAUGAUAGGGAAGAGCAAAUCCAGGAUAUCCCUGGCAUCUGGAUGA